AUGAAACUUGUGUCAUCCAGUUUCAAGUGUCACGUCUAUGAAGAUUUUUCAUGUGAAAGCACUUCACCAUAUGCAUUUCUUCUCAUUUCAGUGUUGAUCGCCAUCCACGAUGUGAAGACAUAUACACUAAAAGACAACUUGACGGAUGCCAUACAACAAUAUAGUCACGUAUAUCAAAAGGCCGAGUUGGUGGAAUAUGACCUGCUGAAAAUGGCGACCAAUAAAGACUUGAAAUUCACACAAGAACAGUUUGAAAUCGAGCAUCAGAAAGUGGAGCGCGAAUACAUGUUGACAUGGGCAGUUGCUUAUCUUGAAGCUGUGAAAGAUAUUUGGGGAUUGAGAAAUAAUGCAGACAUCGCGAAACUACAACUUCAAUAUUCAGGUGAAUCCUCUAAAAUUCCUAAGAACUCAUGUUAUCACAUGGAAAGUAGAACGGAAAAUGAGAACACUCGAAAAACAAUACGAUACGGUUGCGAUGUCAUGCAUAAAUAUGCUUCGUUGAAAUGGCAGACCAGAUUACACCUAGAUAACUUGUCAG
Messenger RNA from Trichobilharzia regenti, 538 nucleotides. The record is from the annotation of a GenBank genome assembly. NCBI's taxonomy places the organism in Eukaryota, Metazoa, Platyhelminthes, Trematoda, Strigeidida, Schistosomatidae.